Strongylocentrotus purpuratus (purple sea urchin) is the source of this 1127-nucleotide messenger RNA. RefSeq names its product protein D3. Bases 231 to 788 code for a protein of 185 amino acids. The record is from RefSeq and is a predicted model, not a curated record. NCBI's taxonomy places the organism in Eukaryota, Metazoa, Echinodermata, Echinoidea, Camarodonta, Strongylocentrotidae. The transcript has 4 exons.
CCUGUCCGGUAACGUAUUAUGGGAAGACAAAACAAAAACUACUUUGCACAUGUAUAAACAUACAUGUAUCAAGUGCGUUAUUCCCGUCAUACUUCCAGUUUCGAAUUUGCUGUUAACACAUCUGGAUAUCUUCAGUACGUGGGUGAUAAUAUCACAUAUGAUAAUAUCACAUACUCUAGGAAUAUUAAUGAAGGACAGUGAAAGAUCAAGAACUCACCUUUAUCUUUAAGAUGGAAUGCUACAGUGAGCACGAGAUUGUCCCACACGUGUUGGAUGCACCACCGCCCGCCAUCUUGAAAGUGGAAUGGAACGAUGACGUCAAAUGCAUGCUUGGUAAUGAACUUACUCCAACCCAAGUACAAAAGCAACCGUCGGUUUUGGAAUGGGAGACGGAGGAGGACGCCCUCUAUACCAUUCUCUUCACAGAUCCCGAUUCGCCUACUCGAACCGAUCCGAACCGAGUCGAGGUCGUUCAUUGGCUGGUUUUCAAUAUACCUGGUUGUGACGUCAGCAAGGGACUUGUCCACGCUGCUUACAUUGAAUCAGGUCCCAGGGAGGGAUCAGGAUUCCAUAGGUACGUUUACCUCGUCUACAAGCAGUCUCAACCCAUCACCCCUAAUGAUUCCUACCGCCCCCGUAGCCCUGAGAGACGCAAGCCCUGGAACACGAGAAAAUUCGUCGAGGAGUACGGCCUAGGGGCGCCCAUCGCGGGCAACUUUUACAUUGCUCAGUUUGACAAUUAUGUGACCCAGUUCAGAGCGGAGAUGAUGGCUGCUGGAUCAAAGUAAAGCGUGUUCUCUCAAAAUGUUUGUGUACAACAUUUUGAAGGGUCAUGUACUUUGACAAGUUUUCUUGAAAAGUCUGAAGUUGACGAAAUCAUAAUUUUGUAGACUUCCAUAGAAAGAGUUCGGCAGAAGGACUGUGUUGUUUUGGAUGUGUGUUGUGGGGGGGGGGGGGUGGGCAUUAUCAAGACGACUGCUUGUAACACUCAAAGGCAGAGUAUUCUACUGACACUAUAUCAGAUUUAAAUAUACUGCCAUCUGUUGCUCACAUUGUCUGCUGUGUCCACAAUGCCUCACCAAUGGCAUGACGCAUGGGUACAGGAAUCAGAAAUCACUCUAUGUACG